Messenger RNA from Olea europaea var. sylvestris, 4632 nucleotides. Its product is annotated as chromatin structure-remodeling complex protein SYD-like. Gene Ontology annotation, cellular component: nucleus. The record is from RefSeq and is a predicted model, not a curated record. Bases 1 to 4632 code for a protein of 1543 amino acids. Gene Ontology annotation, biological process: positive regulation of transcription by RNA polymerase II. NCBI's taxonomy places the organism in Eukaryota, Viridiplantae, Streptophyta, Magnoliopsida, Lamiales, Oleaceae. Gene Ontology annotation, molecular function: DNA binding; ATP-dependent activity, acting on DNA; histone binding. The transcript is spliced from 8 exons.
AUGGUUGAAACCCCUUAUCUUGCAUUGAAUUUUCGAAUGCUUUUGUGCAUGGAUAUGGUUUUAGAACCUUCUUUUUCUGAUCACUUAAACAUCUGUUCUUAUAUUGGAUUACUCUUGAACAAGGUUCAAACGGUUGAGGAGCAAGUUAGGGCUGCUGCUGAACACAAACUCGGGGUUGCUAAUCAGAGUAUAACUGCUGGUUUUUUUGACAACAACACUAGUGCGGAAGAUCGUAGAGAAUACCUGGAGGCUCUAUUGCGGGAGUGCAAGAAAGAGGAAGCUACACCUGUUUUGGAUGAUGACGCAUUAAAUGAUCUAAUUGCACGCAGAUGUGGGUCUGAAAUUGAUAUCUUUGAUUUGGUUGACAAACAGAGGCAGCAUGAAGAAAUGGUGGCAUGGCAAAAUUUAUUUAGUGAAAAGGUGGUAGAAAACUCGUCUUUACCUCCGUUGCCUUCUCGACUUCUAGUGGACGAUGACUUAAAACUAUUUUACAAAGCCAUGAAGAUAUCUGAAGUACCAAAUUCAGGUGUUGGAUCUAAUGUUGCAAUAAAGCGAAAAAGUGGGUCUAUCGGAGGGCUUGACACCCAACACUACGGAAGGGGCAAACGAGCAAGAGAGGUCCGCUCGUAUGAAGAGCAAUGGACUGAAGAGGAAUUUGAGAGAAUGUGUCAAGCUGAGUCUCCAGAAUCUCCUAUAAUGAAGGAAGAAAUGGGUGGAAAGAUCCUGCCAAUGGGUACAAGUGACUCUGUUGUGAUCAUGGGUGAAACACAAGUUCCGGUAGUGCCUCAGCUUCCCCAAUAUCCAACCUCUGAGCCACUGGGACAACAAAGCAGAAAUACUACCCUGCCAUCUAAACGUGGCCGGGGAAGGCCGAAAAGAAUGACGGUGGAAACCUCUACGCCAAUUCCUCGACCUGCACCUCUAGGUGCUCGAGCUUGUGAAGAGCAAUGGAAAAGAAACGAACCUGAAAGAAUUUGCAAAGUUGAAUCUCUGGAAUCUCCUAUGGUGAAGGAAGAAAUGACUGGAAAGAUGCUACCGAUGACUACAAGUGGCUCCAACGUGGUCAAGGGUGAAACACAAAUGCCAGGCGUUGUGGUCAAGGGUGAAAUACAAAUGCCAGCAGUGUCUCAUCUUUCACAACAUCAAACUGCUGAUUCACUCACACAACAAAGCAAAGAGGCUACACCGUCAUCCAGACGUGGUCGUGGGAGACCAAAAAGAAUGACUCUGGAAAUUACUACACCCAUUCCUCUUCCUGCACCUCUGGGAGCUGGAAAAAUGAAUGAGAGCUCCAAGGGGGAAUCAGAUCCUAUGGUGCCUGCUCCUGAUUUUACCCCUGUAAGAAGUAUCACUGGAGCCAUGCAACAGUUUGGAUUUGUUCCCAACUCUGAGCCAACUGCUUCUCCUCUUAUCCCUGCUUCUCAGUCUGCUGCUUCCCCGUCUCCAUCUGGGCGAGGUAGAGGACGAGGUCGAAAACCUCAAACAGGAGAACCUUCAAGGCGCAGGGGAAAAAGACAGAGCACUGCAUUACAAGAUGUUUCAGUAGCUGCUUCACCAUCCGGGAUUGGAAAACCUGACAUGGAAAUACAGGGUUCAACAGUUUCUAGUUCUACAGUCCCUCCAGGAACUGACCCAGUGUCCCUUGGUCCCAUUACAAAGGAAGUACGUAAUGAACCAAGUUCAGUUCCAUCUAUUAUUGCUCUUCCGUCACCUUCGAAAUUGGGUGUUGGGUCACAAGUACCCAUUUCCAUCCCUUUGAAGGUUCCUGAACAAAAUUCUGCUCCUGGUACAUCUGUUGUGGCAAGUAUCAGUCAACAAGAAACAGGUGUUGUGUCUGCUCUGACAUCCCAAGUAACCCCUACUCAGGCUUCGGCUAAUCCUGGUGCACCAUCUAUUACGCCUUCCCUCUCUGUGGCAAAGCAAGGAAGAGGUAGAGCACGCAAAGUUCAAAGUGAAGAGACAUCCCAACGGAGACGUAGGAGGCAGGAGCCUUUAGUACCUGUUGUUCAAGAUGGAUUAACCUGUCAAGAUUCAAAUUCAACGACACCCCCAGAGAAAAAAACUCGUUGGAAGUCCAACACGAGUAAGCAGGGGAAUGAGUCUCAGGAACUGGCAAAUGCGAGCCAAUCUGUUCCUCCUGGUUUUGAUGAUCUUUCUGCACGACAGAUCCCUAAGGGUUCUACUACAGAUGCGGAUGUUUCUCUAGACAAGUCCAAGGAUCCUUGUCCGAAACAAACUGCAGAUGAAGUCGUCGUAUCAAAACCUCAGGUUUGUGAAAAUCUGCCAUCAACUUCAUCAACCCUGGAAUUACCAGUUCAAGCGUUGAGCCUCCCAUUGUCAGAGUCCAGUAAUCAGUCUCUGGAAGAAUGUGUUGCACAAGAUAAUAAAUACCCAUUAUUGGAUAGCUCCUUUGCUUCAAAUCCUGAGGUGCCUGAAGAUUGUAAUAAUCCCGGAAUGUCUGAAGGUGCAUCUUUACCAAUAUUGAGCAGUGCUUCUGUUAAAUUGACCAAAGACCGAACUUUAAAUAUUAAAACACCUAUGGAUGCAUCCACCUUUGGGUCAACAGUUCAGGCUAGUGACUGUGAAAAGUCUGAAUCUCAAUGUAGAAAGGAAUCUGAUGAAAUUAUCAUGUCUGCCAAGAAUCCUGAGAUGGAUAAAUCAAUAGCCUCAGAUAAUGUGUCUAUUAGAGCAGAAGUCAGCAGCAUCCCUGUUGAGAUGACCAAAGAUCAAAGUUUAAAUACUGGAACCAUUGAGGCUGCACAAACUUCUGGGUCGAUGACUCUUGCUGGCGACAGUGUAGAGUGCGAACCUCCAUUUGGAAAGGAAAGAGACAAAAUAGUUGAACAUGCCACAAAUCUCAAUAUGGAUGAAUCUGUAGCCUCUGAUGAUAUGCCCAAGGGAAAAAGCAGUUUGGUUUCUGAGAUGUUAAAGGACAGAACCAAUAAUGAAUCUGGGGAAGUAGUUGCUGAACGUGAAAAGGACGAUAUUCUAGUCAAGGAUCGUGUUUCAACUCAAUCAUCUAUUGAAGUUGAAGUUCCAUCUUUGAACCCUGAACAGAAUAAAUCUAAGCAUUCGUGUGAAAAGGGAGAUGCAGAAAAGCAAGAGAGCAAAGAGACUGCAAAGGUCUUUGAUUCAAAGCCUGAGUCUAUUGUGAGUCAAAGCUUACCGGAAGAGUCAUUUCCUGUACUGUCAACUUUGGAAAAGGUGGAUUUGUCUUCGGACUCUACUAUGUCUGAAAAUUUGUUUGUGAGAGAUCUCAAACAGUUAGAAAGUGGAAGCCAUCAUAUGGAUGCAUCAGUUGUUUCACAUUCUGAGUUUGAAAUUGGCAGCAAUUCUGUUAAGGAGGAUGCAGAAGAAAAAAGAAGAGACCUUGCUCAAGGUGAGGCACUUCUUUCACUAUCUGAGAUUGGUAACAGUCAAUGCAUGGAGUCAUCAACUAUGAACACAGAAGUUCCAGUUGAUGAUGAUCUAUUGAAGGAGUCCCUUGACCAAUGUGGGGAAAAAAUUGAAGCUAGAGAAGGGAAAGUUUCUGAGGUUCAUAUGCAAGAGACUGAGGCUUGUGAAAAUGAAAUGAAAUCAGCUGCCAUUUCGCCUGAAAGCAUGGAAGUUUUGGGGUCAAAGUCUGAGGAGAAGUCACCAUCUUGCAUCAAGGGAAGUUCCAAGAUGGAAGCUUCAAAUGUUGAACCUCAAACUGUCAAGAGUCAAUCUCUAUUAAGUUCUACUGACGAUGUGGAUGUUGAUGCAGGAGGGAGUAAGAAUUCUGGCUUGGAUGAAGGUGUUAUCCCGAAUCCCGAACCUCAGUCCCAACCUCAAGUUGUGCUGGAUCCUGCAGUUGAUGCAGGAGGGAGUAAGAAUUCUGGCUUGGAUGAAGGUGUUAUCCCGAAUCCCGAACCUCAGUCCCAACCUCAAGUUGUGCUGGAUCCUGCAGUUGAUGCAGGAGGGAGUAAGAAUUAUGGCUUGGAUGAAGGUGUUAUCCUGAAUCCUGAACCUCAGUCCCAACCUCAAGUUGUGCUGGAUUCGGCAGUUGAUGGAGGGAGUAGGAAUUCUGGCUUAUAUGAAGCUGUAGUCUCGAAAUCUGAAUCUAGAACAGCCAAGUCUGGAAAUCAAGUUGGGUUAGAUCAUGCAGUUGAUGUUCGUGUAAGCGAAAACUUCAAGAAGGAUGACACUGUUGUCAUGAAUCCUGAACCUCAAAAUGUGACAUCUGAAAGUAAACUAGGUUUAGAUUCUGCAGUUGAUUUACAAUGGAGUAAAAGUCCCGACAUGGAUGAAGCCAUUUUACCGAGUCCUGAACCUCAAACAAUGAAGUCCAAGAGUCAAGAUGAGGUUCCAGUGAGAAAAAAUUCCAACAGAGAUGAAGCUGUGUUUUCAAAAUCUGAAGAACCUGAACCCAGUCAAACUACCAGGGACGAAGUAGAUAUAGAGAAACUUGGUGAAGGAAACACAAUAAGAGAGUCUAACAUAGAGGUUGUUUCAGCAGUUUCUCUUGCUGACAAUCUGAAGGAUGAUAUUCCAUGUGACACGUCAUCUGGUAUUUGUUCCAGUUCUAGUACUGAUGAUUCGGCUCUGGUACCAGUUACAGACAAGUGCUCAAGUGCAACAGAAAAUAUUGAUAAAAAUGAUCCACAACAAUGA